GACGCGUGAUAUACACGCCCCAGAUGAACACAGAGCGAGAGCGAUGCCCCCUCAACCCCGAUAAUUACCAAAAACACCUAAGCUCCCCAUCCUACUGCUGCAUCAAACUCCUACAGAAAUAAUCUCAGUUUGUCGUAAAACGACAGAGGAUUAGAUUUGAUGGCUAAAGAAGAGAAUGAAGAGGAGCUGAUAAAUGCUAGACGACCUUGUUUCUUCGAGAUUUUCUCUUCUAAUUUGUCCUCAGACCGGCUGAGAAUACCUGCAAGAUUCACAAGACAUUUAGAAGGAAGGACGUCAGGAUCAGUUUCAUUAACAGGUCCAAGUGGAAACAUCUGGACAGUUAACUUAAUUCAACAAAGUGAAGAUAUUUUCUUUGAUCAUGGAUGGCCAGUUUUUGUGAAAGAUCAUUUUAUAGCAUGUGGUGAUCUUUUACUUUUUAGAUUUGAUGGUGAAUUGUGUUUCACAGUGCAAGUAUUUGAUCAAAGUAAAUGUGAAAAAGAAGCUGCUUUUCAUUCUAAAUGUACUCAAAAUCCUAUUCAGUUUUAUAUUAGUAUUGGCCAAAAGAGAGAAAGGGAUGAUGGUGAUGAUGAUGGGAAUAAAGAUUCAUUUUUGGUUAGAAGUUGUGAAUCUAUGCCCAAAAAGGUUAAAAGGGGCCAAGAAGAGAGUUCCUUGCAUGAAACUAAGCAAUGUUGGAGUCCCUGCCAGAACACUGCUGCAUCUUCUCGUUUGAAUAUUUGCCAUGAAAUACUAGAUCCUAAAGCUGAGGUAGCCAUCCAGAAAAGAACAGGCAAAGAAGAUAGAAAUCUGGCCGACAGAGGUUAUGGGUCAAUCUUUUUGGAACGUGAGAAAAGGGUUGCGCAGUCUUUCAUCUCUUGCUUUCCUUAUUUUGUGCGGAUCAUGAAAAGGUUCAACAUCAGUGGUUCAUACACUCUGAAUAUACCAUAUCAAUUUUCCACAGCACAUCUUCCGAGUAGCAAAACGGAAAUAGUCCUUCGAACUAUCAAAGGUGCUUGUUGGACUGUGAAUUCUGUGCCAACGACAAGAGUGCACACAAGUCAUACUUUCUGUGGAGGAUGGAUGGCCUUUGUUCGCAGUAAUGACAUCAAAAUAGGGGAUGUUUGUAUUUUUGAACUUGUUCGCAAAUAUGAAUUGCGUGUGUUUAUUCUUCGAGUUGGAAAGGAAGUCGUGGAAGACCAAAGUGGAAAUGUAGCUCCUGAUGGAGGAAGUAUUGAUUCUAUGUCCACUUCACAUAAAAUUGAAAACUUUCCAAAGCAAUCAAGAAAAAGUGGUCUAAAAGUCCAUUCACGGCUCAUCACAAAGGUAGAAGUAUGUGAUAGAAAGAAAUCUAAUAAGAGUCAAGCAGCAGCUUUUUGCAAUCGCAUAACAAAACAUGGAGAUGCAGCAAAAGGUUCUGGCACUGAAAAGCAGGUUGGGUUGGUAAUUUUAAUUGAUAAAGCAGAGGCAAUAGCGUGUAGCAGAAAGAAUUUAGAUGUUGAACUGAGUCCACAUGCAGCAGCUGGCUUGAGAAUGAUGGCAGAAGCCGCCAAAUCUUUCACCUCUGGUUUUCCUAAUUUUGUAAGAAUCAUGAGGAAGUUCAACAUCAGUGGUUCAUAUACUCUGAAAAUCCCUCACCAGUUUUCUGCUGCACAUCUUCCCAACUACAAAACAGAGAUUAUCCUUCGUAAUUCACAUGGGGAACGCUGGACUGUGAAUUCAGUCCCAGACUCAAAGGGGCGAACAGUACAUACAUUUUGUGGAGGAUGGAUGGCUUUUGUUCGUGACAAUGAUGUGAAAGAGGGGGAUAUCUGUAUGUUUGAACUUGUCACUGAAUGUGAAAUGCUAGUGCACAUCUCUGGAGUUGGAGGAAAAAUGCUCCAUUCUCCUUCAUGAGGCAUGCUAAACAGUCAAAAAGCUCAAUAUUCACUGAAUAAAUAUUCUGGCUGUCCUUCUUUCUCGUACCCGAAAGAUUCAACGAGUUUUACUUGCCUGAUUGGACCGAGGGGAAAAGACACAAAAUGCUGCUUGGUUGCACACUGGAUGAAAAAAUUAAUGCUGAUGGAAGCGGAGGCAUCUAAUAAUUUUUGGUGAUCACUGGAAUCCAUCGAUUUUGUGAAUAAAUCGUUUACUUGCAUCGUGGAACGGUGUGCCUUUGUAGUCCUUUUACUAAGAAGCAAAAAUUUAUUGUACAUGCGAUAAUCCUUAGUAGUUUUGUUCACUUGAUUGCACUUGCAGCCCAGCAUGUGCAAGACAAACUGUGGAGUCACUGCUCAUGGCAAGGCACUGUAAAAAAUUGGGAUUCAGGCGCUAUGCCAAUUUAACGUGGCUGAUGAUUUUCUACUGACAGACAGUUAAAAGUUUAUAAAUGGUGUUUGGCAAAGAUGGGAAGGAAAAGGUUUAAGCGA
Ricinus communis (castor bean) is the source of this 2402-nucleotide messenger RNA. RefSeq names its product B3 domain-containing protein Os01g0723500. The record is from RefSeq and is a predicted model, not a curated record. The transcript has 7 exons. Gene Ontology annotation, molecular function: DNA binding. Bases 160 to 1890 code for a protein of 576 amino acids. NCBI's taxonomy places the organism in Eukaryota, Viridiplantae, Streptophyta, Magnoliopsida, Malpighiales, Euphorbiaceae.